UAACAAAAGCAUAAUUACAGCAUCAUGUACAAUGAUGUGUGUGGUCAUCAUCACCUCAAGUUUCCACCUGGGUUCAAGUUCGGUGCUGUAACAUCGGCUUAUCAAAUAGAAGGUGGCUGGAAUGCAGGGGAUAAGGCUCCGAGUAUUUGGGAUGUAUACACUCACAAAUAUCCAUUCCGAAUCGCCAAUUUUUCAAACGCUGACAUUGCAUGCGAUUCAUUUCACUUAUGGCGCGAGGAUGUUCGAAUAGCAGCUAAUUUGGGUCUACAUUAUUACAGAAUAUCUAUAUCUUGGACCCGGCUUUUACCGAAAGGAUUUUCAAACUACGUGAGCAGAACUGGCACAAAGUACUACAACAGAAUAAUCGAUGGCCUGUUAGAGAAGGGCAUAGAACCAGUCAUUACUUUGUACCAUAGUGAUUUGCCCCAAAAUCUACAAGACCUGGGUGGAUGGGCGAAUCCUCUAGUCGCAGAUUGGUUUGCCAACUACGCUCGAAUCGCCUUCAGCAUAUUUGGCGAUAGAGUAAAGAAAUGGAUCACAAUAAACGAACCAAUAGUAAUUUGCGAACUUGAAUACACGACGCCAAUAAACGCACCUUCAAUUUCAAGCCCUGGAUUGGGAAAUUAUCUAUGUACUAAAAAUAUAUUACUAGCGCAUGCUAAGGCUUGGAGGGUAUAUGAUGAAGAGUUUAGAUCCCUUUAUGAUGGCAAAAUAUCCAUAACUAACCAGAUGUAUUGGCUCCAAGCUGAGACGGAAGAAUUUGAAGAGCUGGCAGAACUCGCUAGACAGCUAUAUGUUGGAUUAUAUUUACAUCCAAUAUUCUCAAGCAAAGGCGGUUGGCCAUCGUCUGUUGAAAACUGGAUCGCGGAAAAGAGCGAGAGAGAGGGUUAUAGGGAUUCAAGGUUACCAGCUUUUACUGAUGAAGAAAAGGAAUUAGUUAAAGGUAUAUCCCCAUGGGAUUCGUAAACUAUUGAUGUGGCUGAGAAGAACAUACGGUGACUUGGAGUACAUGAUAUUGGAGAAUGGAUUCGCAGUCCAUGAUGAAAGUUUGGAUGACAGGCCACGUGUCAAGUAUCUAAAAGAUCAUUUGGAG
Molecule: messenger RNA, 1093 nt
Organism: Leptidea sinapis
Lineage: Eukaryota; Metazoa; Arthropoda; Insecta; Lepidoptera; Pieridae
Product: myrosinase 1-like
Exons: 7
Coding region: 25-966 (313 amino acids)
Biological process (GO): carbohydrate metabolic process
Molecular function (GO): beta-glucosidase activity
Source: RefSeq, a predicted model, not a curated record